Molecule: messenger RNA, 1104 nt
Organism: Diabrotica virgifera virgifera (western corn rootworm)
Lineage: Eukaryota; Metazoa; Arthropoda; Insecta; Coleoptera; Chrysomelidae
Gene: Mat1
Product: CDK-activating kinase assembly factor MAT1
Exons: 1
Coding region: 111-1058 (315 amino acids)
Biological process (GO): positive regulation of cyclin-dependent protein serine/threonine kinase activity; nucleotide-excision repair; regulation of transcription by RNA polymerase II
Cellular component (GO): transcription factor TFIIH holo complex
Molecular function (GO): cyclin-dependent protein serine/threonine kinase activator activity
Source: RefSeq, a predicted model, not a curated record
AAUCAGUUUGACAUUGACAUUAAUAUUUAUUUUUUAUUGGUUAUGUUAUUAAAGCCGCGUAAGUGAAAGAAAUAAUUAAUAUUUAGUUGUUUACAAGAAGUAACAUUACAAUGGAAGAUUUUACAUGUCCACGAUGCCGAACUUCCAAAUUCCAAAACCCUUCAAUGAAAAUGAUGGUGAAUGUUUGCGGCCACGGAUUAUGUGAGAGUUGUGUAGAUUUGCUUUUUCUCAAAGGGUCAGGCUCCUGCCCAGAAUGUAAGAUCCCACUACGAAGAAUAAACUUUAGAGUGCAGUUGUUCGAAGACUCAACAGUGGAAAAGGAAGUAGAUAUAAGAAAACGGGUCUUAAAAGACUUUAAUAAGAAAGAGGAGGACUUUCAAAGUCUGCAAGAUUACAAUGAUUAUUUAGAAGAAAUUGAAACCAUUAUUUAUAAUUUAUCAAAUGAUAUUGAUAUCGUAAAUACAAAUAAAAAGAUAGAACAAUACAAGAGGGAUAACAAAGAACAGAUUCUAAAAAGCAAAGGUAAGCUAGGUAGGGAAGAGUAUGAAUUAGAAGAAAUGUUGGAACUAGAAAAGCAAAUGGAAGAAGAACGUAAAAAAGAAAUGCACUUAGAAGAAAUAGAAACGAAGAAGAAGAAAAUAAGAGAGAAAGAAGCACUUAUUGAUGAAUUGAUGUUUUCCAAUGCAGAUGCCAAAAAUAUACUUAACACAUUUGCUCAGCAAGCUCAACAGGCAAAAGAAGAAGAAGUCAAGAAAGUUCCACAAAAGGUCACACAGUUUUCAACUGGAAUUCAAUUUGGACGCCAAAAUCAAACCACCUUUUUGCCAGUACCUACAGAUGAAGGUCCGCUUUACACAUACCAACCCAUCACAUUCCCUGUGGAUGGGCCAGAACCACCAAGCGAAACUGAUAUUGUAGACAAACGUUUCUUAAAUCAUGUUAGAGCAGAGACUGAACAAGAAAGAGCUGGAGGCUUUAAGUCAAACAUUGCUUGUUUAAGGGCACUACAGGAUGCCAUGAUGGGUCUUUUUCAUACCAAAAAAUCAGUUGUAUGUUGACUUAAAUAUUAUUUAUUUUCAAUAAAGUUUUGAUAGUUUUUGUUAA